Phanerochaete carnosa HHB-10118-sp is the source of this 1897-nucleotide messenger RNA. RefSeq lists its product as uncharacterized. The coding region runs from base 861 to 1844 and encodes 327 amino acids. NCBI's taxonomy places the organism in Eukaryota, Fungi, Basidiomycota, Agaricomycetes, Polyporales, Phanerochaetaceae. The record is from RefSeq and is a predicted model, not a curated record. The transcript has a single exon.
CGUACCAUAGCAAUCAGCCCAGCGCGAAAAGGUCCGCCAUUCUUGAGUAGUUGGUACAUCGAAGAGAUUGCCAAUGACCGGAAGUCCUUUGGGACCGGGUAGAUAAUGGCGCGGUCUGACAUUACUGACCAGGAUCCGGCGGACAAUCAAGAGAGUUAAGAAGACAGCUGCGACAUCGAGGACAAGGUAUUGGCUCGACAUGGUGUUCUGGAACUUGAAACCAGGCCAAGAAGGACCGAGAAGACAGUGACAAACUAAACGCUAAUAUAUGGAGCUCUCCAUUGGAGGUUGCGGUGUCACAAUGUGUUAACGUUCUAUGGUGCCAUAGGCAGACGGCUCCAUCGUAUGAUUGAGGGAGGACCGAGUCGUGAUUAUGCGGGUGUGAUGGCGAGAAAUCCACCUAUGUGCUGUACAAGGUGGCGUGUAUCCGAGAAUUGUAGUGGCACGUGUGCCGCCUUACCUUGGCUCGGCACCAACGGACAGGACCGUGGGCGCAGCAAGGGCGAUCCGCAGCUCAUUCUAGACUAUGAGCCAGACGUGGCUCUCGAUACAACGUGCCUGCGGUAUUCAGCUCUUAGCUACCACAUCAAGACACCGCAGUAUCAGUCUCUGGAAUGCACCUGAGGCAUUUGGCUACGCUCCAACUGUAAGAGGGGGGCGUCUGCAGCCGGGCUUGGUUCAUCGAAACACUCUGCGCCGCAGAUCAUAGCAAGUGUGCACAACUACUGUGCCCCUGUCAAAAAGGCAGGCACAGACACGUAAAAUGCUUUCUAUUCACAUCUGCAGUAUAUAGCUAAGACUCAAAUCCAUACGUCCAAGACAACUGACACUCACGGACGUAGGAAGACGAACUUUUCCCUAUGGCUGACACAACGAACGAGCACGCGCUCCUUCUCCCGGAGGGGCGCACCAUCGCAUACUCCACCGCAGGCGACGCGUCCAGUACCGACGUCGUUAUCUUCUUCCACGGCGUCUUCGGCGUCGGGGCAGCCCCAGCCUUACUUCCACUGGCGCUGGUCGAGAGAAAGGUGCACUAUGUCGCCCCUACACUUCCCGGCUGGGGUAACACUUCGCCCACGGCCUCUGACGUACCCUUUCACGAGCAGCUGUACAAAGACACCUCGGCGUUGAUCCAGCACCUUCAUCCUCAUGCUGAGGACCUGCGGUUGUACAUCAGCGGAGGCUCCUUCGGCAGCGUCGCGGCACAGAUCCUGUACGGUGCAACGUACGAGAAGUUCCCGCUUGGUCGCCGCAUUCAAGGCAUGCUCUUGCUUGCUCCCUUCACCCCAUGCAGGGUGCACAAGGAGUAUGCCAGCUGCCUUUCCUGGCAAAGCUGGUUCGCGAUUGGACCACCUUCUCGCAUCGUGCCCGGCAACCUCAUUAUGCGUAUCGCCUCUUCCUUCAUGAAGCGCAAGUUGGACACACCUGAGCACGCAGAAGAGUUCAUGCGAGCAUUCGUCUUCAAGAACAUGACGGAUCCGGAGCGCGAGUUAUACGAGAAGUGGAAGGUUGAGAAGGGGAUAAAGGACGGAGAGGAGGUGAAGCAGCUAGCGGACGGGGUAUACCGCAGCGUUCAGAGGAGUUGGGAGGGUUUCAAGGCCGUUCCAGACAUCUUUCACUCGGACUGGGGAGGCUAUUCUCCGGCUGCGUUGGGCGACGAAAACUCCAAGCCGGUGGUUCUCUUCCUGACCAAGGAGGACAAGGAGACGAAGAAGAUGGGCGAGUGGUUGGCAAGUAAUCUGAAGAAUUCCAAGGUGCGAUAUGGCGAAGGGGGUCAUAUUGGGUCUUUGUUCGUUAUGGACGAUAUCUGGGCAGAUUUCAUGUCUCAGUUUCUUUGCAAUUAAGUGUGCAUGCUGGAGCGGCUAGACUGUCCGCAAAGCGUCUAUUACAUUUCUGG